This is a messenger RNA of Haemonchus placei, 312 nucleotides long. Lineage: Eukaryota; Metazoa; Nematoda; Chromadorea; Rhabditida; Trichostrongylidae. The record is from the annotation of a GenBank genome assembly.
AUGGCAUACAGUGCAAGGACGAGAAAUGCGAUCAUAAGCGAUGCAUUUGCAGCGGCUCUGAUUGAUGAACUCGAGUACGAAACAGUAUUUAAACUGCUUGAGUACGCUAAGAAUGAAAAGGAAUAUUUGCCAUGGACAGAGACAAUAUCUGGUUUUUAUGCCAUCUUAGACUUCUUCGGGAAUGAGCCGGAGUCGACAUCGGCUAAAGCUUUCAUGAUGAAUAUAUUGAAGCCGAUGUAUGAGAAAACCAGUAUGAAAUUUGUCGGCGACAACUACAAAAACGACUCGCAAUUCUUUGAAGUGUGCGUUUGA